This is a messenger RNA of Wickerhamiella sorbophila, 1101 nucleotides long. Its product is annotated as Isocitrate dehydrogenase [NAD] subunit 2, mitochondrial. Bases 1 to 1101 code for a protein of 366 amino acids. Gene Ontology annotation, molecular function: NAD binding; isocitrate dehydrogenase (NAD+) activity; magnesium ion binding. Lineage: Eukaryota; Fungi; Ascomycota; Dipodascomycetes; Dipodascales; Trichomonascaceae. The transcript has a single exon. Gene Ontology annotation, cellular component: mitochondrion. Gene Ontology annotation, biological process: tricarboxylic acid cycle; isocitrate metabolic process. The record is from RefSeq and is a predicted model, not a curated record.
AUGCUUGCUCGUGGACAAAUUGCUCGUGCUGCCGCUGUCGCGCGCCGCUCUUACGCUACCAAGGUUGCUUCCUUCACUGGCCAGAAAAAUGAUAAGGGCCAUUACACGGUUCCCAUCAUCGAGGGUGACGGCAUCGGCCCCGAGAUCUCGGAGGCUGUCAAGGAGAUUUACAGAGCCGCCAAGGUACCUAUUGACUGGCUGCCUGUUGAUGUCACUCCCCGUCUCAUUAAUGGCAAGACCUCUAUUCCCUCCGAGACUAUUGAGGCUAUCAACAAGCACAAGAUUGCUCUCAAGGGUCCCCUGGCUACUCCUGUUGGCAAGGGCCACGUCUCUCUCAAUUUGACGCUGCGCCGCACUUUCAACCUGUUUGCUAAUGUCCGUCCGUGCAAAUCUAUCAAGGGCUACAAAACUCCUUACGACAACGUCGACACCGUUUUGAUUCGUGAGAACACCGAGGGUGAGUACUCUGGUAUUGAGCACACCGUGGUUCCUGGCGUUGUCCAGUCCAUCAAGCUCAUCACCCGUGGUGCCUCGGAGCGCGUUUGCCGUUACGCCUUUGAGCAUGCUCGCAACACCGGCAAGAGCAAGGUUCUUGUUGUCCACAAGGCUACCGUUAUGAAGCUUGGUGACGGUUUGUUCUUGGAGGCUGCUCUCGCCGUCGCCAAGGACUACCCUGACAUUUCCGUCCACACCGAGCUUAUUGACAACACUUGUCUCAAGAUGGUUACCGACCCCAGCCCUUACCAGGAGUACGUUAUGGUCAUGCCCAACCUUUACGGUGACAUCAUGUCCGAUCUCUGCUCUGGUCUUAUUGGUGGUCUUGGCUUGACUCCUUCCGGUAACAUGGGUGUCGAGACCUCCAUUUUCGAGGCCGUCCACGGCUCUGCCCCCGAUAUUGCUGGCAAGGGCGUCGCCAACCCUACCGCCCUUUUGCUGUCUUCUGUUAUGAUGCUGCAGCACAUGGGUCUCAGCUCUCAUGCUGAUAAGAUCGAGAACGCUGUUUUGACCACUCUUGCCUCUGGUCCUGAGAACAUCACUCGCGAUCUCCGCGGUAGUGCUUCUACCAAGCACUUCACUGAGCAGGUCAUUUCGCGCUUGUAA